UCACAACCAAAGCUUACAGGCGAGUCAGAAAAGGAUGCUAAAGUGCAUGAACAAGUGGCUGAGUUGGCGAUCGAGGAAGGCAUGUGUGUAGGAUACCUUGGACGAGCCAAAAAAGGGGUAGAAGUAAAGUCUGAUGAUGAAACUGAAACUGAAUAUAAUGCAGAAGGAGAGAAAGUUAUUGAAGUAGAAUCCGGAGCAAGUCUAACAAGUGAUGGUACCAGCUGGACCUUCAAUGAGUGGGCUGUUCACCUAUGUUUCCCUCUUGAUGCUGUAUCUGAGCGUGUGUCAAUAGUGGUCCACAGAUGGAAAUACAGUGACCGUUCACCCCCGCUGCAGGAGCAUGAAGCCAUCACUAGCAAUGUUAUUGAACUAUCUUCCUUGAAUGGCCAAAAACUAAAAUUUAACAACAAAGUGAAGCUGUCAUUAUCUCACAGUUCAACAGACCUACAGGGCUAUGAGAUAGUGAUAAAAAAGCUGAUUGACAAGGAAACGAAUACUUGGGAAGACGUGGAUGAAACCAGAGACAUACGUUUUGACUUCGCAGACAAUCAUCCUCCCGGCAUGAAAAUACCGGACGUUUUCUUUCCAGUUGCUCAAGCUGAUAUAACCGAGUGCUCAACAUAUGCAGUAGUUUGCCGUCUCAAGGCUUCUUCCGCUUACACCAUCACAUCUGAUGGUGGCUCAUUCAGCCAUCCUGAGUUUCCUGGCGUGACAGUUACAAUCCCUGAGAAUUCUGUUGCACUGGACGCAAAGUUUCCGUUUGAGUUGAAGGUGCAACAAGUUCCAAAUGAAGAAUUUGAGGAGAACGGUAUAUUUCUUGGACCUGUAUUGCGAAUCAAGUGCAAUGAAGCUGUUCAGUUCUUGAAACCUGUCACCAUUCAGCUUCCAAUUUCUCUUCGAGAGGAAAAAGUCUUGAAUCUAAAUCCCACAACUUGUCACGUCAGAGUGCUGUUUCUCAAGUCCGAUAAUGACCAAAAAGAAUGGAUUGAUAUCACUGAUGAUCUUGUGAAACCGCCAAGACUUGAUGGACAGUUUGUAAGGUUCUAUGCGGAACGGUUCUCUGGAUAUUCGUGUUAUGUUAAGAGAAGAAACAAAAACUCCAGAUUUAAUGAACAAAGAAUUCGAAAUCGCCUUAAUGGCAGCAUUUCUGAUCAGCCCAGAUUAGCAGUCUUUUUCGCUUACUUUCGUCCUGAUCAUGUAAGAAUUUUGUGUCUGAAGAGUUGCCUUGCUCACCUUAAAGUAAAGGUGUUAAGGGAGCUUAAAAAACAAGAUAUAACGCCUGUUUGCAACAACUCGAAGAGAGAUAUGACACCUGGGCACGAUGAGGCAUCAGUGUCAGUAUCUGGAGGAAUAUACCCAUAUAUAAGAAGGGAAAUGGAGAAAAUUUAUCUUAGAAUUUUAGAGCACUAUCCAGAUGAUGCAGCGUUGGAGGUUCGUUUUCGUAAUGACAAAGACUUAGCAAUAGUGGAAUUUCAUAGCACCUCAAAUGAUAGAGCGCCUCCAUUGUGCACAUUGCUUUUAGGAAUACCCAUUCAGGGUACGGAUCGUUCCAACUUGAGGGAACUUACAAGAAAGCCUAGUGCAGUGAAGGAAGGCAGUCCAACGGACAAUGACCUAGAACAUCUGUCAACAAAAAUAUCUCACGUUUGGAGAACGCUUGGGCGACGACUAACCUUCAAUGAAGCACAGUUGAACGAAUUUGAUAGCAGACAUGAACAAAUAUCCGAAAAAGCAUAUGCCAUGUUGUUAGCCUGGAAACAAAGAGGCGGCUCAGAUGCUACCUACAGUGUUCUGAAGCAAGCGCUGUGUGACAAGCGCGUUAACCGUAGAGAUUUAGCACAAGAAUUUUGUUGUUAA
Molecule: messenger RNA, 1857 nt
Organism: Porites evermanni
Lineage: Eukaryota; Metazoa; Cnidaria; Anthozoa; Scleractinia; Poritidae
Source: the annotation of a GenBank genome assembly